AUGUCUCGUAAUGUUCUUGUUACUGGUGCUGCAAGAGGUAUUGGACAAGCAAUUGCACUUCGUCUUGCUAAAGAUAGUUUCAAUGUUGCUGUUAAUGAUAUCGAGAGUAUGUCUCAAGAAUUACAUGAUACUCAAAAAGCAAUAGAAAAACUUGGACGAAAAUCGAUUUCAGUUAUCGCUGAUGUUUCAAAUGACAAACAAGUUGAAGCGAUGAUGAAGAAAGUAGCAAUAGACUUAGGAAGUAUAGAUAUUGCCGUGGCUAAUGCUGGAAUAGCACAAGUGAAACCUUUUAUCGAACUAACAACUGAAGAUUGGGAUAGAAUGUUUGCUGUAAAUAUGCGUGGAGUAUUUCUUUGUUAUAAAGAAGCAGCAAAAAUAAUGAUCGAACAAGGAACAGGCGGAAAAAUUAUAGGUGCAUGUAGUAUCUCUGGAUACAAAGCAUCUCCCUUGUUAAGUCAUUAUUCUGCUACUAAAUGGGGUGUUCGUGGUCUUACUCAAGCUGCUGCUAUGGAAUUAGCUAAACAUAAAAUUACAGUGAAUGCUUAUUGUCCUGGCAUUGUUGAUACUGAAAUGUGGAAUUUAAUUGAUGAAAAAUUAGGAAAAUAUGAAAAUAAGAAGAAAGGAGAAGUUAUUAAAGAAUAUUCAAAUAAAUUAAUUGCUCUUGGACGUACAAGUGUUCCAGGCGAUGUUGCAAAUUUUGUUUCAUAUCUUGCUAGUAAAGAUUCAGAUUAUAUGACUGGACAAAGUAUUUUGAUUGAUGGAGGAAUUGAAUUUUCUUAA
This is a messenger RNA of Adineta steineri, 780 nucleotides long. The record is from the annotation of a GenBank genome assembly. Lineage: Eukaryota; Metazoa; Rotifera; Eurotatoria; Adinetida; Adinetidae.